Lontra canadensis (Northern American river otter) is the source of this 3277-nucleotide messenger RNA. It is a transcript of the gene THNSL1, whose product is annotated as threonine synthase like 1. Bases 467 to 2698 code for a protein of 743 amino acids. The record is from RefSeq and is a predicted model, not a curated record. Gene Ontology annotation, cellular component: cytoplasm. NCBI's taxonomy places the organism in Eukaryota, Metazoa, Chordata, Mammalia, Carnivora, Mustelidae. The transcript has 4 exons.
GCAGGCGCAGUGGCCGGGGAGCGGGGUUGGGGGCGGGUCAGGCCUAGGGAAUGCUUUGGUCCUGGGCUGUGGGUGAGCGUGGGUGAGCCCCUGAGGUGUGGUCCUCCGUCCUGAGGCGGCACUGGCGGCUCCUGGACGCUCCUCCCCAUUUUCUUUCCUUUACCCCGUCUUCCCAGUGUGAUUUUCUUGAUUUGGGGAAACAUGAAAAGGGUCAAUUCAUUCUUUCUCUAGACUUUAAAUUUUUCAGACUCCAUUUUUUGCAAAGAUUGACUUUGCCUCAGCAUCAACAAACUCUUCAUCAGAGAUUGGUUCCUGUGUAUCAUAUGGUUUACAAGUCAGUGGGAAUUAAGCACAGCACAUUCAAGCUGAAAAGCCAGAUAAGGAAAUGUACUCCUUCUCUUGACAGUUCUAAUCUAACCUGGCUAAAGCCAGUUUUUAGGUGAACUUGGGCAGAAAAGUGAAGAGAAUGCUGCACUUUAACCGAUGUCCGCAUCUGAAACAAAUAGCCCAGAAAUGUUUUUCUAGUAUACAUGUUAGAACGGAUAAACAUGUGCAGCUGUUUCUUUCAAGAACCUUUGCACUUGCAGAAUUCAGGAAGUCAUGGCACUCAACCCACUCUCUUGUUGGAGACAAAAAUAUUAUCCUGAUGGGACCGCCUGGUGCUGGGAAAACAACAGUAGGCAGAAUAAUAGGUCAGAAACUAGGUUGUUGUGUCAUAGAUGUGGAUGAUGAUAUCCUUGAAAAAACCUGGAAUAUGAGUGUGUCUGAAAAAUUACAGGAUGUUGGUAACGAGCAAUUUUUAGAAGAGGAAGGAAAAGCCGUGUUAAACUUUUCUACAUCUGGAAGUGUGAUUUCCCUUACGGGGUCCAAUCCAAUGCAUGAUGCUAGCAUGUGGCAUCUGAAGAAAAAUGGGAUAAUUGUAUACCUGGAUGUACCUCUGAUAGAUAUAGUCAGCCGCUUAAAAUUAAUGAAAAUCGACAGGAUUGUAGGUCAGGAUGCUGGAACACCUAUGAAAGACUUACUGAAGUUUAGAAGACAGUAUUAUAAGAAGUGGUACGAUACCCGGGUUUUCUGUGAAAGUGGGGCUUCCCCAGAGGAGGUCGCCGAUAAAGUGCUCAGUGCAGUCAAACGAUACCAAGAUGUGGACUCAGAAACGUUCAUUUCCACGAGACACAUUUGGCCCAAAGACAAUGAACGGAAGGUUUCCACAAAAUUCUUCAGCGAAGCAGUGAUCGAGGGGUUAGCCUCUGAUGGUGGACUCUUCGUCCCUGAGAAAGAGUUUCCGAAAUUAAACUGUGGGGAGUGGAAAAGCCUCGUAGGAGCCACCUACAUAGAAAGGGCCCAGAUCCUGCUGGAAAAGUGUAUCCACCCCGCUGACGUACCUGCUGCCAGACUGGGAGAAAUGAUCGAGGCUGCUUAUGGGGAAAACUUUGCCUGCUCAAAAAUUGCCCCCGUCAGGCACCUCUCAGGCAACCAGUUCAUCCUGGAGUUGUUUCACGGACCCACAGGGUCAUUUAAAGAUUUGUCUUUGCAGCUCAUGCCUCAUCUUUUUGCACACUGUAUUCCACCAAGUUGCAACUAUAUGAUCCUUGUAGCUACUUCCGGAGACACCGGGAGCGCAGUCUUAAACGGUUUUAGCCGUAUUAGUAUGAAUGAUAAGCGAAGAAUAGCUGUGGCCACAUUUUUUCCUGAGAACGGUGUAAGUGACUUUCAGAAAGCACAAAUAAUUGGCAGUCAGAAAGAAAAUGGAUGGGCAGUGGGUGUCAAGUCCAAUUUCGAUUUUUGCCAGACAGCCGUCAAAGGAAUUUUUAGAGAUUCUGAUUUUACUGGCUUUCUUAUUAUGGAAUAUGGAACAGUCUUAAGUUCAGCUAAUUCCAUAAACUGGGGCCGACUGCUUCCCCAAGUAGUUUAUCAUGCUUCUGCAUAUCUUGAUCUUGUUAGCCAAGGAUUUAUUUCCUUUGGAAGCCCGGUCGAUGUCUGUAUUCCCACAGGAAACUUCGGUAACAUUUUAGCAGCAGUGUAUGCCAAAAUGAUGGGAAUCCCUAUUCGCAAAUUUAUUUGUGCCUCUAAUCAGAACCACGUUUUGACCGAUUUUAUAAAAACAGGACACUACGAUCUAAGGGAAAGAAAAUUAACACAAACCUUUUCACCAGCAAUCGAUAUUCUUAAAGCUUCAAACCUGGAACGACAUUUGCACUUGAUGGCUGAUAAAGACGGUGAGUUAAUGACAAAAUUAUUUAAUCAGCUCGAAGAGCAGCAUCACUUCCAGAUAGAGAAGAUGCUGGUGGAGAGACUGCAGCAGGAUUUUGUCGCUGACUGGUGCUCCGAGGGAGAGUGUCUGGCAGCCAUCCGUUCCACUUACAACACUUCAGGGUAUAUUCUGGACCCACACACUGCUGUUGCAAAAGUGGUUGCAGACAGAAUGCAAGACAAAACUUGCCCAGUGAUUGUCUCAUCGACGGCUCAUUACUCGAAGUUUGCACCUGCUAUCAUGCAGGCUUUAAAGAUUAAAGAAAUCAACCAGGCUUCAUCAAGUCAGCUUUAUUUACUGAGUUCCUACAAUGCGUUGCCUCCGCCGCAUGAAGCCUUAUUAGAGAGAAUGAAACAGCAAGAGAAGAUGGAGUACCAGGUCUGUGCAGCGGAUGUGAAUGUCCUGAAGAAUCAGGUGGAAAAACUGAUACAAAAUCAAUUCGUAUAACAAUGUUUUGAGUAAAAUGUUGUUUUUUUUUUCCUGGUGAUAGGCAUGUAAAAAUAAAUCCCAGACAUUGAUCUGCAGUACAAUAGCAUUUUCACUUUUUGGUAAAUACAUCUACAUGUAGAUCCAUUAUCUUUUGGAAUUUCAAGUAACCUGAUCUCUGUAACUGAACAUUGUACCUGCACAUGCUCCUUGGAACCUUAUAAUCUGGAAGUCAAAACGGUAGCACAGUGCAUGGAUCUUUGUGUUGGGCUGUGUUUUGCCCUCGUGAGGGAUUUAUCAGUUUUCACGUCCUCAUCCCUACUUUGAAGUGGAUCAGAAUGUCUGAUAUGCAACUUGGCAAUUAGGAUAUUUGAGCGUAGUUGUUAAGUAAUACAUCUGUAACCAUUACUGGUUUUCUAUUGACUAGAAAGAUGAUUUAUCAUUCAAAUGGCUAUCUUGUAUGGAAGAAGAAGUAAGUUCAUCUGUUAAGACACGGCCAGUGUUUUUACCUCUCUUCCAAGUCCCGUUGUGGACUACAACUAAUUAUAUGCGUCCUGCACCAUCCAAAUUAGAUAAGUGCUCUGUCCUUUCCUCCAUCCC